AUGUUCGGGUUCCUGAUCUUGCUGCAAUCGAUCUCCUUUGGCGUGGAGCUUGGUCUCGAGGGAGAAAACAAUGGGUCCGGAUUGCUGGAGAGACUUGGUCCAGUAUUGUAUGUGCUUGCCUUCAUCGAGCUCAUCUUUCUUAUCGUGUUUUCGAUUGAAUAUUCCCUCCGCUGCCAGGCACUGGGAAGGAAGUAUUGCUUCGCGGCUUCAGGCGUGUUUGAUGCGGUUGUGCUCAUCGCCACACUUGCGCACACCGUUGUUUAUUUCCUGGAAGCAAGUUCGGAAAACACAUCGAACUCGUCUUUACAGACGGCUCGGACGUUCAGACUGCUGCGCAUCAUCCGACUACUGCAGACAUUCCCUGCACUUGCAAUGCUAGUCAAAGGACUAUUUAGCACAUUCAUUGCGAUCCUAGAUGUUAUGAUAUUACUGACGGCGCUCUGCUACGCAGGUGCUCUUUUCUGCUGUGAGCUGUUAGGCUCUUCUCAGGAUAACAACAGUAACACCGGCCUUUUCAGCGGCGUCUUCCAAGGAUUCUUGACUCAUAUUCAAUUGGUCUUGAUCGAAGCCUGGCCCGACAUUGCAGCAGAAAUGAUGCUUCAAUCUUACAUCUGGGGAGUCUACGUCGUUGGGUUCUUGCUGGUGAGCAACUUCGCCGUGCUGAAUGUCGUGACUGGCGUGAUAUGUGAGCGAGUGCUACUUAUAGCCUCCAACCAGCCCCCAGGUUCCAUGGAGGAUGCACAGGAAAAUUUGGCACAGCUGCAAGAGCGAAUUUCGAUGCUGUGCUCUGAUGUCAUGGGUAAAACUCCAGACAUUUCGAAGGAGGAGCUGCUGGAGCUGCUGCAGUCUGCUCAGGCACUCGAAAUUCUCAAGGCCAUGAAAGUUGCACUCCCACAGACGGCAGAGGACGUGACCAUCAUUUUCGACAAGGAUCAUGUUGGCGCUAUUAACUGUGAUGAGCUGCAGGAGGGACUCAUGCGGUUGCGGGGCAGUAGCCAUGAUCUGCUGUCCUUGAACAGCCACUGCGGUGUCUACAAGACCUUCUGGUCAUCCAACGAGGCGUUGCAGAACGCCGCAGCCAGACAGAGACGCUGUAUGCGCGAAACCCGACGAGCUAUGACUGAGCGCAUGGCUGAGGCACUGCCUUGGCCCAGGCCCAGGCACCCGCAAGGGUCCCAAGACCGUGCAGAAAACGUAGACCUGACAGCCAUCACAGCCGCCAUGCACCAGUUGCGCACAUCUCUUCAGGAGUUGCAGAAGCAGUGCUCGCUCCAUUACGGGGAGGGUCAGGAGUCCACCAGCAAUCUGUCGAUUGCCACGCAGACUGAGACGCACGAAUGGGCUGCAUGCAUUCUGGCGGACUCUUUCGUGAACGCGAUGCGCCUUGCAAUCAGCUACGGGCACAAGGCUGUCGAGCGUGCUGAAGAGCCCACUGCCAGGUACCUCAGAAGUGUUGCCAUCGCGUUCUGUUCGUGCAGCCUGGUUCAAGCGCAGCUCGUCUGA
Symbiodinium necroappetens is the source of this 1503-nucleotide messenger RNA. The record is from the annotation of a GenBank genome assembly. Lineage: Eukaryota; Dinophyceae; Suessiales; Symbiodiniaceae.